AAAUCGUUCGUUUAGGUCUUUUAACAUUUACAGAUGGUUCACAUGGUUUGCCAAGAAAUGAAGGUCAUUUUGAAAAUAACAAAUUAGUACGACGUGAAAAAUGUACCGAUAUUAUACGAAAAGCUAUUACAUGUGCAGACAAAGCAAAAGUUCAACAUAUUUAA
Molecule: messenger RNA, 164 nt
Organism: Rotaria sp. Silwood2
Lineage: Eukaryota; Metazoa; Rotifera; Eurotatoria; Philodinida; Philodinidae
Source: the annotation of a GenBank genome assembly